AUGGCUAGUUGUACCGGUAUUCCUUCUGUGUAUUUGUCUCUUAAAACUCUCAGUAUUGAUGAUCUAAAUGAUGUUUUGCAGUUUCUUAAGGAUUGUGACUUCUCUGACAAAGAAUGGAUGACCCUUGGCCUCAACCUUGGCUUAACCAAAAAUACAUUGGACAGCAUUGAAGCAAAUCACCCAAGUGAUAUUCACCAUUGUUUAGUGGAAUGCCUGUCCAAGUGGCUCCAAAGAGGUCUUAGUCCUACUUACAGCUCACUGAUAGCUGCAGCUCAUUUCUUGGAGGCCACAGCUGAGAAAAUGAAAAAGAACAUAGAAAAGAGCUCUGUGCUUUAUAGUGGAGUUUUGUAUCAUCAACAAAAGGAAGUUGGAUGCUGGGAAACAACACUAGCUGUUGGCAAAGAUGCAAAUGCACUUAUACAACAUAUUAGAAGUACAUUUCCACAUGCUGAACAAGAUACUUCGAUAUCAUUUACAUUUGCUCAACCUAAUGGCAUACUUGAAUUGAAACUGAGUCCUGUAGGAAGAGUUCCACGUGAGUAUGGAUGGAGACUAGAUCCUAAGCAAGAACCAAUGCAAAUACAUGUCUUUCAAAGUGUUGUUGAAAAUGCUUUGAUGGGUAGUUGCAGUAUGUCAGUGUAUGCUAAACCAGGUGUUGCUACAGAAUCAAUUCGGCAUCCAAUUAAGUUACUUGGAAUAGAACCUGAAACUACUAUUUACAUCAACAGACAACCUCCUCCUUCUCCUUUCCCUGCUGCUCCAUUAAAAGAAAAAAGAUCAAAUGAAAUUGUUUUACGUAUGCAUAUGCAUGAAUUAGUAAUAGGUGAUCCACUUAACUAUGAUUAUGGUUGUGAUCUCAUAAACAAGCAAGAUAAGAGAAUAAAGAAAAAUCUUGUCCUGACUCCAAAUUUUUUGCAGAGUUUAGUUGAGAGAGGAGUAAUUAACGAAAAGACUAGAAAUUUUCUUAAUGAAAGCUAUGACAAGACUGGUAACGAAAUAAUGGAUUUACUAAUCACAGAUGUCUGGACCGCUGUUUACUUUGAUGAAACCAAUUUUCUAUUCUUUUUGGAAGCAAUGAGAGAUCAGGAUUCCGCAGAAACUAAUAAAUUAGCAGAUAUUUUGAAAAUGCUUUAUGUUAUGAAGCGUGAGAAAGGUGAAGAUGAUUUUAGAUUGCUCAACUUGACUGAUAUAAUUAUUGUGUAA
Molecule: messenger RNA, 1203 nt
Organism: Amphimedon queenslandica
Lineage: Eukaryota; Metazoa; Porifera; Demospongiae; Haplosclerida; Niphatidae
Exons: 7
Coding region: 1-1203 (400 amino acids)
Biological process (GO): signal transduction
Molecular function (GO): protein binding
Source: RefSeq, a predicted model, not a curated record